This is a messenger RNA of Eubalaena glacialis (North Atlantic right whale), 1269 nucleotides long. RefSeq names its product 5-hydroxytryptamine receptor 1A (gene HTR1A). Gene Ontology annotation, cellular component: plasma membrane. Gene Ontology annotation, biological process: regulation of hormone secretion; adenylate cyclase-activating adrenergic receptor signaling pathway; regulation of behavior. Gene Ontology annotation, molecular function: G protein-coupled serotonin receptor activity. The transcript has a single exon. The coding region runs from base 1 to 1269 and encodes 422 amino acids. The record is from RefSeq and is a predicted model, not a curated record. NCBI's taxonomy places the organism in Eukaryota, Metazoa, Chordata, Mammalia, Artiodactyla, Balaenidae.
AUGGAUGUGCUCAGCCCCUUACAGGGCAACAACACCACGUCGUCCCAGGGUCCCUUCGGGACACGCGCCAACGCUACUGGCAUCUCCGACGUGACCUUCAGCUACCAAGUGAUCACCUCUCUGCUGCUGGGCACGCUCAUCUUCUGCGCGGUGCUGGGCAAUGCGUGCGUGGUGGCCGCCAUCGCCUUGGAGCGCUCCCUGCAGAACGUGGCGAACUAUCUUAUAGGCUCGCUGGCCGUCACAGACCUCAUGGUGUCGGUGCUGGUGCUGCCCAUGGCCGCGUUGUACCAGGUGCUCAACAAGUGGACUCUGGGACAGGUCACCUGUGACCUGUUCAUCGCCCUCGACGUGCUGUGCUGCACCUCGUCCAUCCUGCACCUGUGCGCUAUCGCGCUGGACAGGUACUGGGCCAUCACAGACCCCAUCGACUACGUGAACAAGAGGACACCCCGGCGCGCAGCUGCACUCAUCUCGCUCACCUGGCUCAUUGGCUUCCUCAUCUCCAUCCCGCCCAUGCUGGGCUGGCGCACCCCGGAAGACCGCUCGGACCCCGACGCGUGCACCAUCAGCAAGGACCACGGCUACACUAUUUACUCCACCUUCGGCGCUUUCUACAUCCCGCUGCUGCUCAUGCUGGUUCUCUACGGGCGCAUCUUCCGAGCCGCGCGAUUCCGCAUCCGCAAGACAGUCAAGAAGGAGGAGAAGAAGGUAGCCACCAACCGCCUUGGGGCGUCGCCAGCCCCGCAGCCCAGAAAGAGCGUAAAUGGUGAGCCGGGUAGCAAAAACUGGAGGCAGGGCAUGGAGAACAAGGCAACAGGGGCUCCGUGCGCCAAUGGAGCCGUGAGGCAGGGCGAAGAAGGCGCCGCCCUGGAGGUGAUCGAAGUGCACCGGGUGGGCAACUCCAAAGAGCACCUGCCGCUGCCCAGCGAGGCCGGUGCUGUCCCCUGCGUCCCCGCCUCCUUCGAGAAGAAAAAUGAGCGCAACGCCGAGGCCAAGCGUAAGAUGGCCCUGGCCCGCGAGAGGAAGACGGUGAAGACGCUGGGCAUCAUCAUGGGCACCUUCAUCCUCUGCUGGUUGCCCUUCUUCAUCGUGGCCCUGGUCCUGCCCUUCUGCGAAAGCAGCUGCCACAUGCCCACCCUAUUGGGCGCCAUAAUCAACUGGCUGGGCUACUCCAACUCUCUGCUCAACCCUGUCAUUUACGCCUACUUCAACAAGGACUUCCAAAACGCAUUUAAGAAGAUCAUCAAGUGCAAGUUCUGCCGCCGAUGA